AUGCCUUCUAUGUCCAAGUUCGCGCGGAAGUCCGUGCUCGGUCUGUCUAUGUUGGCAGCCUUGGUGCAAGCCACAGCCGCAGCCAACCUUAAUUUUGACUACGGAGCCGAGAAGGUCCGUGGUGUCAACCUCGGUGGUUGGCUUGUGCUAGAGCCUUGGAUUACUCCUUCUAUUUUUGACGCAGCUGGUGAUGCCGCCGUUGACGAGUGGUCUCUCUGUGCAGCUUUGGGUCAGGACCAAUGUCGUAGUGUCCUGGCGCAGCACUGGAGCAGCUUCAUUACUGCCGAUGAUCUCAACCAAAUCGCCGCAGCUGGAAUGAACCACGUCAGAAUUCCUGUUGGAUACUGGGCUGUUCAGCACCUUGAUGGUGAUCAAUAUGUUGAUGGUCAGCUUGAGUUCCUUGACCAAGCCAUCGGCUGGGCUCGCGGGGCUGGCCUCAAGGUCAUCGUUGACCUUCACGGUGUUCCCGGUUCCCAAAACGGCUUUGACAACAGUGGAAAGCGUGGCGCAAUCAACUGGCAAAAGGACAACACUGUCGACAUCAGUAAGUCGGUGCUGAAAGCCCUUGCUGCUCGCUAUGCAGGUGAUGGAGAUGUUGUCACUGCCAUCGAGGCUGUGAACGAGCCCAACAUCCCCGGCGGCGUGAACCAGGACGGUCUCAAGCAGUUCUACUACGACUCAUGGGGUGUUCUCCGUGAGUCCAGCCAAGACACCACCAUCGUCUUGCACGAUGGCUUCGUGCCUACCGAGUCAUGGAACGGUUUCAUGAGCGCGGAUUCCGGUGUCUGGUUUGUGAUGAUGGACACCCACCACUACGAGGUCUUUGACAGCGGCCUGCUCGCCAUGGACGUCAACUCCCACGUCAACAACGUCUGCAGUUUCACCGGCCAGCAUGUCCAAACCUCUGAUAAGUGGACUGUCGUCGGUGAAUGGACUGGUGCCAUGACCGAUUGCGCCAAGUAUCUUAAUGGAAAGGGCGUCGGUUCUCGCUACGAUGGCUCCUUCCCUGGUACCACGAAGAUUGGUGACUGUGCUGGCAAGUCUACUGGAUCUGUGGAUGCCUUGUCUGAGGACGACCGUACCAACCUUCGUCGCUUUAUCGAGGGUCAACUUGAUGCUUAUGAGAAGGGUACUGGCUGGCUGUACUGGACCUGGAAGACUGAGGGUGCUCCUGAGUGGGAUAUGAAGCAGCAGAUUGCUGGUGGCGUGUUCCCCAACCCUGUCACCGACCGACAAUUUCCCAGCCAGUGCUAA
This is a messenger RNA of Penicillium soppii, 1254 nucleotides long. RefSeq names its product glucan 1,3-beta-glucosidase (gene exg1). Gene Ontology annotation, biological process: glucan catabolic process. The transcript is spliced from 3 exons. The record is from RefSeq and is a predicted model, not a curated record. Gene Ontology annotation, molecular function: glucan exo-1,3-beta-glucosidase activity. Gene Ontology annotation, cellular component: cell surface; extracellular region. NCBI's taxonomy places the organism in Eukaryota, Fungi, Ascomycota, Eurotiomycetes, Eurotiales, Aspergillaceae. The coding region runs from base 1 to 1254 and encodes 417 amino acids.